AUGGCAAAUCCGUCUCCUCAAGCCCGCGACGACAUCGCCAUCCAUGGUGUCGAUGUCCAGCCACACACCCAGUGUGCUCACUGGCACUCGGACCGCGACAUCAUCGCCAUCCGCCACAAGUGCUGUGGCAACUACUACGCCUGCAUCAGCUGCCACGAGGCGCUGGCCAAACACCCGUCGACGUGCUGGCCCAAGACUGAGCGUGCUACGGUCCCCGUCGUCUUGUGCGGCCGCUGCCGUCGUCAAUGGACCAUUGCCGAGUACAUGGCCUGCAACAGUGCCUGUCCCGGCUGCCAGGCGGCAUUCAACCCGGGCUGUGCGCGGCAUUACGACCUCUACUUUGAGAUGUGA
Messenger RNA from Sporothrix brasiliensis 5110, 351 nucleotides. RefSeq names its product zinc finger CHY domain-containing protein. The record is from RefSeq and is a predicted model, not a curated record. Bases 1 to 351 code for a protein of 116 amino acids. Gene Ontology annotation, molecular function: zinc ion binding. Lineage: Eukaryota; Fungi; Ascomycota; Sordariomycetes; Ophiostomatales; Ophiostomataceae. Gene Ontology annotation, biological process: protein import into mitochondrial intermembrane space. The transcript has a single exon. Gene Ontology annotation, cellular component: mitochondrial intermembrane space.